This is a messenger RNA of Blastocystis hominis, 273 nucleotides long. Its product is annotated as Tim8-Tim13. Lineage: Eukaryota; Bigyra; Opalinata; Blastocystidae. The coding region runs from base 71 to 250 and encodes 59 amino acids. The transcript is spliced from 2 exons. The record is from RefSeq and is a predicted model, not a curated record.
GUUAAGGAUUAUGUCGGAUUAUUCUCCUGAGCAGUUGGCUGAGGCCCUCCAAAGUAUGGACCAAAAUAUCAUGGAAAUGCAUUCUCAAGCUAUUGUUACGACCAUUCGAGAUAAAUGCUUUGACCUUUGCCUUUCCUCUGCGGGCAGCUCUCUGUCUACGAAGGAUAAGACUUGCAUCAAGAACUGCUCUGAGCGUUACAUUGAUACCAUGAAGCUGGUUGUCCAGAGCUUGACUAGUCAGAGCCAUUAAAUGGGGAUAUAUUAUACAUUGUU